AUGCGCAUCGACAUUUCGCGAAUGCGCAUCGUUUCUACUGAUCCGCCCUUGACUAUUGAUCGAGAGCCUUAUGGAUUGGUCGCGCACAAGACGUCUCGAGCUGGGGGAGCCGCGAAUCUCAAGGCUCCGUUGAAGGAGCUCUUCGUUUGCCGUUACGAGGAUGUGUUCAAUGGACGUAGCCCGAUCAGCACGUGCAGGGAGAAGGUGUUCGAAGGACGGCAGGAACUGCAACGAUUCUGGGACGAGCUUCUCCUCUUAAAAGUAAAUGACGCUUACCUCGCACAGUGCAUCGCAUCCAUCCCAGAGGAUCGCCUCAUUGGUCCUCUCAAACCCACUAUCAACGAGAUCUUCUCUGCCUGCCUCAGAUAUCUGAGCGACGUGAAUUUCAUUCGAGUGGCCCAUGCUCUUGAAACCCUAGCCGUGUUUCUGAGGGAGAUUUUCAAGAAGAGGUUUGCGGAGCAGACCUUCACCAUAAUCACGCUCGUUGCAGGCAACGCGGACAGUGGGGAUGCCUACUUCAAGAAGCUCAUUGCGAUGUGUCUGGCCUGCUCACAGGGGAAAACGUGCCAGUGCUAA
Molecule: messenger RNA, 576 nt
Organism: Closterium sp. Yama58-4
Lineage: Eukaryota; Viridiplantae; Streptophyta; Zygnematophyceae; Desmidiales; Closteriaceae
Source: the annotation of a GenBank genome assembly